AUGAGCAGCAACCAGCAAGACAACAACAAAGGGUUUGAGGAACAGCUAUGGCUCCAACAACUCUAUGAGGAGAUUAAUGAACUACCCAAGGGCAAUGAUCCCUACACUUAUGUGGACCAAGCUGAUGGCACUGCUUAUGAGUGGGACCUGGACAAGAAGGCUUGGUUCCCCAAGAUCACUGAAGAUUUCCUUGCUACAUAUCAAGCCAAUUAUGGAUUCCCUCCUGAUAAUCCUCCUUUCUCAUCUGCAAAAAGUGAAGAAGCUGAUAAGAAUGUAAAAGCUGGUGAGGAGCCUCCUGACAAAAAAGCCACCCAAAACUGUGAGAAAAAGCGGAAAGGAGAAAAGAGAAAGCCUGAACCAGGAUGGUUUCAUGUUGAAGAGGACAGCAACACAAAUGUAUAUGUUACUGGCUUACCUCCAGACAUUACAAAGGAUGAAUUUGUACAACUUAUGUCCAAAUGUGGCAUUAUCAUGAAAGACCCCCAAACAGAUGAAUGUAAAAUCAAGCUUUAUAAAGAUAAACAAGGAAAUCUUAAAGGAGAUGGGGUUUGCUGUUAUUUGAAGAAAGAAUCGGUUGAUCUAGCAUUAAAGCUUCUAGAUGAUGAUGUAAUCAGAGGUUACAAACUGCAUGUGGAAAAGGCUAAGUUUCAGCUCAAGGGUGAAUAUGAUGACAGGAAAAAGAAGAAGAAAUGCAAAGACUACAGGAAAAAGCUGUCUCUACAACAAAAACAGCUAGAUUGGAGGCCUGAGAAAAAAGCUGGUUCAAUGAGAAUGCGACAUGAGAGGGUUGUCAUUAUUAGGAAUAUGUUCCAUCCAAAGGAUUUUGAGGAGGAUCCAUUAGUGCUAAAUGAAAUCAGAGAAGACCUCCAAACAGAGUGUGAGAAGUUUGGGCAAGUAAAGAAGGUCCUUCUCUUUGAUAGACACCCAGAUGGUGUGGCCUCUGUGUCCUAUAAGGAACCAGAAGAAGCUGAUCUCUGCAUACAAGCCCUCAAUGGAAGGUGGUUUGGUGGUCGCCAGUUGCAUGUGGAAGUAUGGGAUGGUGUGACAGAUUAUCAGGUGGAGGAGACAUCAAGAGAGAGAGAAGAACAACUGAAAGGCUGGGAUAAUUUUUUAGAGAAUCCUAUCACCCAGAAAGAAACCCAUUCAUUUGAUCCUGAUUCUGCUUCUGGAAGCAUGACCCGGGUAUAG
This is a messenger RNA of Monodelphis domestica (gray short-tailed opossum), 1188 nucleotides long. RefSeq names its product 17S U2 SnRNP complex component HTATSF1-like. Lineage: Eukaryota; Metazoa; Chordata; Mammalia; Didelphimorphia; Didelphidae. Gene Ontology annotation, biological process: mRNA splicing, via spliceosome. The record is from RefSeq and is a predicted model, not a curated record. Gene Ontology annotation, cellular component: U2-type spliceosomal complex; U2 snRNP. Gene Ontology annotation, molecular function: RNA binding.